AUGGAAAAGAGGAAGCCUUUUGAAUGCUCAGAGUGUGAAAAGAGAUUCAGGGAUAGUAGCAGUCUUCAAAAACAUCUAAGAAUCCAUACAGGGGAGAAGCCUUUUGAAUGUUCAGAGUGUGGCAAGAGAUUCAAUCAGAGUGGCCAGCUUCAAAGUCAUCUCAGAACCCACACAGGGGAUAAGCCUUUUGAAUGCUCAGAAUGUGGGAAGCGAUUCAGUCACAGUGGCCAGCUUAAAAGUCAUCUCAGAACCCACACAGGGGAGAAGCCUUUUGAAUGCUCACAGUGUGAGAAGAGAUUCAGGGAUAGUAGCAGUCUUCAAAAACAUCUAAGAAUCCAUACUGGGGAAAAGCCUUUUGAAUGCACAGAGUGUGGAAAGACAUUCAGUCAGAGUGCCAGUCUUCAAAGUCAUCUCAGAACCCACACAGGGGAGAAGCCUUUUGAAUGCUCAGAAUGUGGGAAGAGAUUCAGUCGGAGUGGCCAUCUUCAAAGUCAUCGAAGAACCCACACAGGGGAGAAGCCUUUUGAAUGCUCAGAGUGUGGAAAGAGAUUCAGUCAGAGUGACUGCCUUCAACAGCAUCAAAGAACCCACACAGGGGAGAAGCCUUUUGAAUGUUCAGAUUGUGGAAAGAGAUUCAGUCACAGUGGCCAUCUUCAAAGUCAUCUCAGAACCCACACAGGGGAGAAGCCUUUUGAAUGCUCAAAGUGUGGGAAGAGAUUCAGUCACAGUGGCCAUCUACAAAACCAUUUCAGAGCUCACACAGGGGAGAAGCCUUUUGAAUGCUCAGAGUGUAGGAAGAAAUUCAGUUACAGUGGGACUCUUCAAAGUCAUCUCAGAACCCACACAGGGGAGAAGCAUUUUGAAUGCUCAGAAUGUGGGAAGAGAUUCAGUCAUAGUAACAGUCUUCAACAGCAUCAAAGAACCCACACAGAGGAGAAGCAUUUUGAAUGCUCAGAAUGUGGGAAGAGAUUCAGUCACAGUGGCCAUCUUCAACAGCAUCAAAGAACCCACACAGGGGAGAAGCCUUUUGAAUGCUCAGAAUGUGGGAAGAGAUUUAGUCACAGUGGCCAUCUUCAAAGUCAUCUGAGAACCCACACAGGGGAGAAGCCUUUUGAAUGCUCAGAGUGUGGAAAGAGAUUCAGUCAGAGUGGCCAUCUUCGAAGUCAUCUCAGAAUCCACACAGGGGAGAAGCCUUUUGAAUGCUCAGAGUGUGGGAAGAGAUUCAGUCAGAGAGCCAAUCUUCAACUGCAUCAAAGAAUCCACACAGGGGAGAAGCCGGUUGAGUGCUCAGAGUGUGGGAAGAGAUUCAGUCACAGUGGCCAUCUUCAAAGCCAUCUCAGAAUCCAUACAGGAGAGAAGCCUUUUGAAUGCUCAGAGUGUAGGAGGAGAUUCAGUCAUAGUAGCAGUCUUCAAAAGCAUCAAAGAACCCACACAGAGGAGAAGUUUAUUUAA
Heteronotia binoei (common prickly gecko) is the source of this 1452-nucleotide messenger RNA. RefSeq names its product gastrula zinc finger protein XlCGF57.1-like. Gene Ontology annotation, biological process: regulation of cytokine production; regulation of immune system process; negative regulation of transcription by RNA polymerase II. The coding region runs from base 1 to 1452 and encodes 483 amino acids. NCBI's taxonomy places the organism in Eukaryota, Metazoa, Chordata, Lepidosauria, Squamata, Gekkonidae. The record is from RefSeq and is a predicted model, not a curated record. The transcript has 2 exons.